This is a messenger RNA of Onychostoma macrolepis, 4883 nucleotides long. RefSeq names its product inhibin beta B chain. Gene Ontology annotation, cellular component: extracellular region. The record is from RefSeq and is a predicted model, not a curated record. The transcript has 2 exons. Lineage: Eukaryota; Metazoa; Chordata; Actinopteri; Cypriniformes; Cyprinidae. Gene Ontology annotation, biological process: BMP signaling pathway; SMAD protein signal transduction. Gene Ontology annotation, molecular function: cytokine activity; growth factor activity. The coding region runs from base 1067 to 2227 and encodes 386 amino acids.
AAUAGCUUACUUCAACUAAAAUGUGGGUCAUUGCACACUGCAAAAUUAACAUAUACUUCAUAGGCUAUAUUUAUUGCAUUUAUUUUGCAUGUAGCUAAUUUUACAUUUAGGCUAAUUUUAACUCCCAGAAAUAACAUUUCAUUUGAAAGAUCACUAAUGAAUAUUGUAAGGCUUAUUAAAAUGUUGAAAUGCACUUUUUUUCUCUCUCCUGUUAAACAGUUUAGUGAAGAUUCAUUGAAAUGUCGCGUUAGUCUUGACACAUUUCCCCUGAAGAUCCCGAGGUUCCUCAACCUUUAUAACCCUGGAGUUGGUGGUUCGUCCCACGUGGUUCCUUCAGUCCAGUAUAAAAACUUUCCAGAGGCUCAAAAGCGGCACAAUGUCUGUUCGCACGAGAAACGAACCGAACACACACACACACCGAGAGCUAUGAUGAAGAAGUAUAUUGGAAACGUACACUGGAAGUCAAAAUGCCCAACAAAGGAGGACACGAUCUUCAUCUGAAGAACUAAAAAGGCGAAUGAUUAUUUGGAGAUACUGUGGGCUCCUUCUUUACACUCGCUUCCCUUCACCAUGGAUGAUUUUAACUCAAUAGACUGAAGAAAUCACCGGGACAAAUCAUAACAGGUCCUUUGUUUAGUCUGUGGGGUUUUACACGCGUAACACUGAGAUUUCCAGUCAUGCCAUGACGCAUCAGACGCGUGCGUAAAAGUGUCAUUCGCGGCUGUACGUGGACAGAUAUCAAGAGCUCUGGUUACUUUAUUAUUUGCACAUCUCACAUUUAUCAACUUUGAGAAAUUCUGAUGGUGUAUCGAGCCGUUCUCACUGUGAUAUCGAUCCGAAUUGUGUUGAAAUCGUCGCGGAGUGACCAAAGACAAGAAUCAGCCGCAGGAACAUAUUCCAGGAUUUAUUGCGUUCGGAUCGAACCGGACCUCCUUUAAGAGUGGAUUUAACACUUUUAAGUCUCACUUUUUUGGGAGAAAAGAAGGCGGAUACGAACUUGGCCGCUUUCAUCUCCAUCUACCCCGCUCUCGUAUCCGCUCGGAACUGCUGCUUAUUAUCACGGAAGAUGAAAAGCUUGUUAUUCGAAGUGCUUUGUUUUGUGUCCAUCCUCAUCUCCAUCCGCUGCACACCGGCACCGGACACCGAAACCCCGAGCAUCAGCCCGAGCUGCGCGUCCUGCGGGCUCAGCCAGUCGGAUGGAGGCACACUGGUGGAUGUGGAUUUGUUGGAGGCGGUGAAGAGACACAUUCUGAGCCGCUUACAGAUGCGGGACAGACCCAACAUCACCCACCCCAUCCCGAAGGCGGCGAUGGUGACCGCGCUCAAGAAGCUCCACGCCGGGAAGGUGCGUGAGGACGGGAGGGUGGAGAUCCCAAACCUGGAUGGACACGCCGCGUCCAUGAACGAGGUGGAGGAGGAGACUUCGGAGAUCAUCAGUUUCGCCGAGACAGACGAAUCGCUGACCUCCAAAACCAGCCUGUUUUUUGUGAUCUCCAAUGAGGGCAACCAGAACCUGUACGUGUCCCAGGCCAGCCUGUGGUUGUACUUCAAGCUUCUGCCUAAUGUUUUGGAGAAAGGCUCAAGGAGAAAGGUCACGGUGAAGGUUUACUCGCAGGAACCCGGACUCGGGAGCAAGUGGAACUUGGUGGAGAAACGUGUGGAUCUCAAACGCAGCGGAUGGCACACUUUUCCAUUGACGGAUGCCGUGCAAAUGGUUUUCACCAAAGGUGAUCGCCGGCAGAACCUGGACGUACGGUGCGAAGUGUGCGAUAAGAUGGGCGUCAUGCCUAUUUUGGUGAACACGGCCGAUGAAUCCCACCGUCCAUUCCUUGUGGUCCAAGCACGAGCAGCCGACAACAAACACCGCAUCCGCAAACGAGGCCUUGAAUGCGACGGCAGCAGCAGUUUGUGUUGCCGCCAACAGUUUUACAUCGAUUUCCGCCUCAUCGGCUGGAACGAUUGGAUCAUCGCCCCGUCAGGGUACUUUGGGAAUUAUUGCGAAGGGAAUUGUCCAGCAUACAUGGCCGGAGUUCCUGGAUCGGCUUCAUCUUUCCACACGGCCGUCGUGAACCAAUACCGCAUGCGAGGAAUGAGUCCGGGAUCCAUGAACUCCUGCUGCAUCCCGACCAAACUCAGCACCAUGUCCAUGCUGUAUUUCGAUGACGAAUACAACAUCGUGAAACGGGAUGUGCCCAACAUGAUCGUCGAGGAGUGCGGCUGCGCUUGAGACUUCCAAAAUAUCAUAGUAAGAAACUAAUAUUUAUGACUUAUCUGUGCUCACAAAUCCACGCACACACCCCAACUCUUCCACGCAUCUUUGUACAUAUAUUUAUGUUCUUUAAUCAUCGAGCUAUUUAGUUCCAGUCUACAGGUUUGUAUGAUACUGUCAUGUCAAAGGGAUGGGAUUGCUUUUAUCUCUAUUUACACUCUUAAAAACAAAGGUUCUUUUUAUUGGCAACGAUGGUCAUCCAUUAGACAAAAGGUUCUUUAGAUUAAUAAAAUAUUCUUCACACUGGUACUUUUAGAUGGAUAGUUCAGCCAAAAAUGAAAAUUUUGAUGUUAAUUUACUCAUCCUCAGGCCAUCCAAGAUGUAGGUGGAUUUUGUCUUCAGUAGAACAGUGAAGAAGAUUUUUAAGAUGAAACCGUGGUCCUUGGUGAUUCAUAAAAUGCAAGUCAGCGGCUGCCAGCACUUUGAGAAUCAAAAAAGCAUAUACAGUCAAAACAAAAUGAAUACCCGUGGCUCCUGACGAUAUACUGAGGUCUUAUGAAGUGAAACGAUCGGUCGGUGCAAGAAAUUGAACAUUUUUUAUAACAUUAUUUCCUGUAAUCCAGAGCCUCAGGCAAACUGGGAAAUCUGAUUCUUUUCCAUGAACUGGUUUGUUUCAAUGAACUGAUUCAGUUCACUAGUUCAUUUACGCAAUGAUGCAAUGACGUCACGUAUACAAAAUUAUAUUAUUAAAGGACCCAAUAAUGAUGUGAAACAUGGAUGUUUUGCAUGUCUAAUGCAUAUAAACUGAAUUAACUAGUCUUCAUCAUCUUACCUUUUUACAUAAACAAUGAGAAACCAUAUAAACAUUCAUUUUACCGCUUCAUUCGAGUGUUUGGUUCAUGCAUGCACCUAUCAGCGGCCCAUCGGUCUUUGGUCCAAAUCGAACUGAGCGCUGAAUCAGUUCAUUCGUCAUAAGAUCAGAUACACCACCAUUAUGGCUCAUUUUGAGUCAGAGUGACUGUCAGGCGCCUCAAAGCGUGUUUUGAUUUAGUAACUUGUAGAUCUGUGCUGCUUAAGCCGUGAACUGUUUCCGACCGUUCAGUUCAAUCUGGUGAAUUGAUUGAACUUAUUCACUAAAAUGAACCUGUUCAACUUCAAAAGAAUCAUGCAUUUGUGAACUGGACAUCACUUUGGACCGUUUGCCUGAGGCUCUGGAUUACAAGUAAUAAUGUUGUAAAUAAUGUUCAGUUUCUUGCACAGACUGAUUGUUUUGCUUCAUAAGACCUCUAUAUAUCAUCAGGAGCCACAGGUAUUAAUUUUGCGUUCCUUGAUAUGCCUUUUUUUAAUUCUCAAAAACGGGCAGCCGCUGAUCUGCAUUGCAUGUAUUACCAAGGAUCACGUUUUCCAGUAAAAAUCUUCUUUACUGUUCUACUGAAGAACAAAAGUCACCUAUAUCUAGGAUGGCCUGAGGGUGAGUAAAUUAACACCACAUUUUCAUUUUUGGGUGAACUAUCCCUUUAAGAACUGUUGACUGAAAGAUUGUUUGGGGAACCAAAAAUGGUUAUUUUAUGGAAUCGCAAAGAAAGCCCCCUUUCGAAACCUUUAUUUUUAAGAGUGUAGUUUGGUUCUCUUUAAAAAUGGAAAGAGGAGGGGUGAUCUUCUCAAAAGACUUUAUCUGUGUACCUUCCCGAAAAGCACUGACCAUCUUCUCAAAGCAACGCCAGCACUUCCCACAUUGAGUCCAUUGAGUGACAACCAAUCCAUUCGAGAGCAUCCGUCUUCAGCGAACAUCUGCAAAGAGCUACAACAAUCCUUGGGUUUCUCGACAGACAUGAGAUCCAUUCAUAAAUCAUGAGGCGUGUUUUGUUAUGUCUCGGUUGUGAUUAUUCAUGCAACAAGCCGAAGACACGCUUCUGAAACACAAGCGAAUCCAGUGAUCUCAUGAAUUGCCAAACUCUUCAGUUACGUCAUGGUGCAGCAUAGCACUUGCAAAAAAUAUCGAAAAUGCACAAUAUAAAGCACUUGCAGACUUAAAAAUGCCUUUGAAGGUACCAAGUGGCGCGCCUCAUUCACGAUUCCUCUGAAAUAAGUGCCGCACAAGCUAUGCAAUGUAUAGUAGUGACCUACACCGGAUGACCCACUUGUUAUGAACUGUUUUCAAUACUUGAAAUGUAAACUUUCGCUUCCUACUCUGGGCGGAUGGUUGUUACAAUGUUUGCACUGAAGUUGCAUUAUUAGUAAAGAAAAAACCUGCCAUUGAAAAAAAAAAAGAAAAGUUAUUUUUAUAGAAGCUGAAACUGAAUUCUGUUCAAAUGUAUUAUACCGAAUUAUGGAACCAAAGAGGCCAAGAUUUUAGCUAUUGUGAGAUGGCAAGGCCAUCGGAUUCUUUUGUAAAAUACUUUUUAAAUCGCAAGAGGCCUAAACAAUGUAUCAGGGUACAACAGAAUGGAUUCCAUUUUCAAGUUGUUGUUUUGUACAGUAGAUAAAUGGAAUAUUUCAUAUUUUUCCAUCAAUUUAAUUUUUUUUUUCUUUCAGUUUUCUAUUUAAUACUUCUGUAGCGUCUCUUCCGGAAUCAUUUAGAGUCAAAUACAUGCCAUCUCUGUACAGCUUAUGUAAGAUAAAAAUGCUUUUAAAUAUUUUGUUCUUUGUAACUGUUAUGAAAUAAAUUUCUUAU